Brienomyrus brachyistius is the source of this 7998-nucleotide messenger RNA. RefSeq names its product synaptotagmin XIVa (gene syt14a). The transcript is spliced from 8 exons. The record is from RefSeq and is a predicted model, not a curated record. NCBI's taxonomy places the organism in Eukaryota, Metazoa, Chordata, Actinopteri, Osteoglossiformes, Mormyridae. The coding region runs from base 715 to 2847 and encodes 710 amino acids.
CAUAGCCAUCUUCAUCCUGUUGAUGGCUCUCCUCUUUUUAUACCUCAACAACAAGCUGUCUUUAGAGACGCGGGGGAGCCUGUCCUGCCUGGACGAGUACAGGAAAAACAAGGAUCUGCAAGAAGUGUUUCAGCGACACAAAGAUAUUCACAGCAAAAGAACAAGGAGGAAGAUCAAACAGGAUCUUUGAGACUUUGAAUCAAGUCCCUUAAAGCCCAAACUGUUUACCAUCAUCACCAGGGCAGAUAUUUGUCAAUAAAGCAGAAAAGCAGAGGAUUAGCAGCUGACGUUCAGCACCUUGCUCCUGUGAUGCUCAUAUGCUACUACCCAGCUGUGUGCUUCCUCCCGCCUCCCUAGUCAUUGUCUUGUACAGAAUUCUCUGUUAAAAGCCAGUAAAAACAUAGCAACCAGGGCUGAGAAGAGCUUGAAAACUUGCAUCCACCCCCAGAAGCACAGCCAUCAUACCCCUAUAACUACAACUUAUGGAGAAUAUCACUGCAUAAUUAGAUCACAUUUUGGGUUGGGCACUAAUUUCUCGGGCUGCAUCUCUCUCCAGUCUCGUUAGUAAUACGUUAGUGAUAGUGAUAUUGCGCGUGAGCCUGCAACUGUCCUGACAGCCCUGACAGCAGAGCCACCCAUGCUGAGGCCUGGCCCGCUGAAGAAUUAGCACUCAGAAAAGCAGCAGGACGGCCUGGAGGGCUUCAAGAGGCCGGCAUGGCAUUCUUCAAGAGUUUCCAGCAGAGUAUGUCAUCCGUCUCCUCGAUCCUGGAUUCAGUUACCAAUGUUGUGGACGACCUUGCCUUUGCUGUGGGCGAUGUCACCUACACGGUUAGUGAUCAGCUGGCCGGACAGGUCUCUACCAUCAUCCAGCGGGUCCAGGCAGAGGAGCUGGAGAGACAGUGCAAGAUGGAGGCCAACGAGAAGACCACACACGACCUGGAGCUGGCCCAGGCAAGGGACUCGGAUGCAACCAAACAUAAUGGCCAGUGCCAGAAACCUGGGAUCGAAAGCACAGAGGUGUGUACAGGGGCUCAGAAGGGGCUGCAAAAUGGUACCCAAGGAGAAGGGAGGAGUGAUACGUGUUUCAGGGAGAACAGGUCAAACUCCACUCCCACCAUCAAGAAUACAGAAAGAAACCGUAGAGGGCCCAUCUCAGAGGGUUCACCCAGCACGGGGGAGACUAGGGACACCACGGACGGUCAAAUCAAGGACUUGGCUCACCAGUCAAACACUUAUAGAGCUGACAAAGUCCACAGUGGUAGGAGGUCAAAGAGACAUAGCCGGUCGUCUAUACAGCGAAGGGGCGAUGGCGCCAGGAAUGAAAGGAACGGCUCAAGAGAGGGUCAAGAUAAGAGCUAUCCCGAUGUGGAUCCUCGGGGCUCAUCCUCAGAGAGCGAGGAUGAGAUCAUGGGGAAGUACCAGGAGGCCGUGUCGCGCUCACAGGGCAUGAGGGCAGCAGACACUCGCAACCCAAAGGGCUAUGGCUGGGAGACCAGGCAGAAAUACAGCCCCCUUUCGGCAGAGUACGAUGGGUACAGCAGUGAAGCCUCCACCGAAGAGGUGAACUACAUUCAGAGAAUGAGGCGCACACCCCCUCUGGACGAGCUGCAACCCCCACCCUACCAGGACGAGGAUGGCUCCCCACGCAUGUCCUGCACGCCUUCCGACGCCGGCGAUGCCAAAUGCGGCCUGUCCCACUGCAGCGACAGCCCGCGCCACUCGUACGGCAAGUGCCCGAGUGAAACCAGCGGCGGCCACGAGACCGAGAGCUACCUCAACAAGGGCUACGAGGAGGACGUGCCCAGCGACAGCACCGCCGUGCUCAGCCCCGAGGAAAUGUCAGCUCGGGGCUCAGCGGCACAGCUGCCCAAGGGGUACGAGCCUGAGCCCUUGGCCAAAUACGGCACUCUGGACGUGGUGUUCGACUACGACUCGGAGGAACGCCGGCUCAUGGUGACAGUGACCGCCGUGACGGAUCUCCCGGCCCUGAAACGCACGGGCAACAUCUCCUGGCAGGUCCACCUGCUGCUGCUUCCCACCAAGAAGCAGCGUGCUAAGACAGGAGUACAGAAGGGGCCCUGCCCGGUCUUCACCGAGACCUUCAAGUUCAACCACAUCGAGUCGGAGAUGAUCGGCAACUACUCCAUUCGGUUCCGCCUCUACAGCGUGAAGCGGAUGAAGAAGGAGAAGUUGCUGGGGGAGAAGGUGUUCUACCUCACCAAGCUCAACCUGCAGGGCAAGAUGCACAUUCCCGUCAUCCUGGAGCCCUGCUGCACCCUUCCACAGGGCUGCGAGUCCCAGGUCAGCAUUUCGGAGAUGUCCUGCAGCGAGAGCACAUCGUCCUUCCAGUCAUCAGGCCAGGGCUCCAGCCCGGAGAUACUGGUGGGCCUCGUUUACAACGCCACCACGGGUCGGCUCUCAGUGGAGGUCAUCAAGGGCAGCCACUUCAAGAACCUGGCAGCCAAUAAGCCACCCAAUGGCCUAUUCUGUUGUCUGAAACACCUGAUAGGUGGACAGGUUUAUAUAAUCAGAGACACGUACGUUAAGCUGACACUGUUGAACUCCAUGGGCCAGGAGAUGUCCAAGUGCAAGACGUCGAUCUGCCGGGGGCAACCCAACCCCACCUACAAGGAGACGUUCGUCUUCCAGGUGGCACUCUUUCAGCUGUCGGACGUGACGCUCAUCCUCUCGGUGUACAACAAGCGCAGCAUGAAGCGCAAGGAGAUGAUCGGCUGGAUCUCCCUGGGCCUCAACAGCUCAGGGGAAGAGGAGCUGACUCACUGGACUCAGAUGAAGGAGUCAAAGGGACAGCAGGUGUGCCGCUGGCACAGCCUGCUAGAGUCCUAGGGGGGCGAGUGAAGGACCAGAGUCAGUGGGGAAGGAGGGAGAGAAGGAAGGGGGAGCAUGAUGAUCAAAAUACCCCAUGAUUUCAACCUGGGGGUAUAAUGAGAAGGUUGAUAAAGUUUUAACCGAACCUAAAACAUCAGGCCAGGUUAGGUCGGACCAAGGCUGUUUGACAAACAUCUUCCGUCUGUGGUUGAAGCUAAAGUUGCCAGUUUGAUCUUUGAGGAGGGUGAUGCUAGCAAGCACGGGGGUGGAGACUGUGCUUUCAGUCUGUGGAGCUAAAUCCUUUUACCCCUUAAUCUUUGAAGCAUCAGUAAAUUCCUUGGCAAGGUGCAGGAUUAGAAUUAUGGACUAUCAGACUGAGGCUGGUUUGCGGGGGUCAUUCUCGGCCACCAUGGACAGUAUUUUCCCCACUUCAGGUCUGCUGGACAGAGUCAAUAUAAAUGAAAGAGGCUCAGAGGCAUUCCCACCCAGCCUUGGUUUGAUUACUCGCAGCAACCGACCCUCGUUACAACGAGGAAGGCAGGUAGAGGCCGUGGACAUUUUCAUAAGUUGAACCCAGCACAAAAAAGAUGGCUGUAGACAAGGCGGCUUUCUGUGCACCAACCGCGUGCCAUCAAGGCGACGUUUUCGUGUCACAUGACUCCACAUGGCUCCGUUCGCCCUCCCCGUUUUAAUUGUCUGUUUCGCACGUGCGGUUUGAGCCGAGCUCUCGGGAAGGGAGGACUGUGCAAGGACAAAGAAAAGCAGGAGCGGGAAGGUCGCAAAACUUCCGGUUGUCGCUGGAAUUAUCUGUGCUAGAUUAUAAUCCUAGAGGAACAGCCAAACAUGAUCAAACAUCAUGAUGACACCAGAGGUCAGGUAGACGCUACAGAAAUAACUAAACAUCUGCUAUCAGAAUGAAUAUAGUUUUCCCAGCCCUUUAGAAGUUCAGCCAUUCAGAUGACAAGCUGCAUUCUUAUCCUGAAACACAAAUUUCACAAAAAGCCUUCAUAGUAACUGGUGCUAAAUUUCCUCAAAACAGAAACAGUAUUUUCCACUUCAGCUGUAAGCACAAAUAUGGCAUUUUUGCUUUGUUUUUGCUGCCGGUGGGGACAGCAAACGCAUGAAGGCAUCUGUGGACAUGAGCAUGUGAUAAUUAUAGGCCUGUAUGUAGUACAAGCUCAUCACAUCGAAGGUCCUCCUGUCUAAUCACAUUUUCGCUCCCUGAUUUUCAUUCUCCAGUCACUGCUAUACCAGGCUGAGGUAUCAAAUCUUUAACAGCAUGCUAAUUAGUGAAUUUCUUCUAAGCGUAAUCAGUCAGUAGGUGCUCUUUGCCAGCUGUGGACGGCGCUUCGCUUUCCUAGACCUUUCAUGUUAAAAGGACACGCGCCUCUACUUCCGCAGGAGAUGCUGUAGGCAUCACUGCGAACAUCUUCAUCCUUUGAAGUCUGCAUCAGCUUGCUGGUCACCUCGAGUUUUUUUUUUUUUACUUCAUCUAUGUGGAGGGACAGAAAAAUGAUUUUAAAAAUGACCAAAAAUUUGAUAGAUCUGCUUGUUUAUGACAAAACGAUGCACAUUCCACUGGAUCUGAAUCAGAGGAGCCAAAAACACAGCAUGUACAUGAAACUUGUAGCUAUCACAUGUAAACAAAAACAGUGUUUCCGCAGUGGACAGCAGUCUGCAGAGGGGGCUCUCUAUCCAUUCUGAACAUCUUUCUUGGCUUUUUCUGGCUGCUUUUUAAAUAUGUGAAGGGUAGUCAUGAUUUUUACAUACACACCGAGAUCAUGGGCCAGUGGCUCUGUUUGAAAUCACUGCACAGUCACACUGGAUGGUACUUGUUUCCAGGGUUCUCAUGCCAACAGGGGGCACUGGUGCUGUGCCUUUAAGCCUCAAGCCGUCUUAGAUCUGGGGUAGCAGUUCACCGUCAGCGAGAGAGAAUGGGCACCAUAAAUGUGUUAAGAUAGGUGUGUUCACAAUGAAACAGCCUCGUACAAGCUGAGACUGCAGCGGGCUGUUACUGAUUAAUGCGAGGAAUCUUAUUAUUACCGUUGCUCAACUGUGUAGUGUGGCUGCUUCUCAAGGCAUGAUGCCUUCGUUCAGGACCAGGUGCAUACGAUGAGUGAGGUUCAAAAUGUUGGCCGCUUCGUACGCAGUCCUUCAAAACAGCUGACGAGUGCAGUUCCCAAGUUAUCAGAAGUACAUCAGUGCAUUGAAGCUCGAAACAGAAAGGAAAAUAAACAGGAAAGAGAGAGAGUUUGACAGGAAACUGAGAGUCACCACCGUGCGUGGUGAGCAGGCUGUUUAAACAUUCCAGCUGGGCCUGAAACCACACCCACCAGUCCAGCACACCCUGACCUGCGUUAGGAUACCCAGAAUUCCCACUCUUCUCAACCAGCCAAAACAUGUCGAGUGAAGCACAGUAGUCUCCAUGCUGUGUCGAGCACAGCCAGUGGCAGAUCAGCUCAGGGCCGCCACCCUGGGGGUUCAAGGGCGACAAGGCCGGGGCAGCUUGACUAUUAGCCAUGACCUUUAACGGUCAUCCUUCACCAGAUGCUCGACAGCUGAGAGACCCCCCACCCCCCCCCCAAAAAAAAAAAGCUGAGGCAGCCUGGUCAGCAGGCACUGACCUACAGGCUUCUCCACGGUGCAUUUUUGGGCAACGGUUUGACAGAACCCGGGUGCCGGCCCACCCCCCAUGGUACUGUUCGGCUCUGGCAGGCCAGGCCCAGCGGGGGCUAACCCCACUCCCUGGCACUGUGCCGCAGCAUCUCGGAACCCACUGACAGUGAGUAUGCCCUUUCCUCCUGAUUAUAGUUUACAAGAAAAACAGCGAACAUCACCUCAUUCAGGUGGAGAGGGCAAGGGAGCGGUGGCCAUAGAGCUGCUUAAUUUGCAUGCCGUUAAAAAGGUGGCGAUCUGCCUGGGGGGGGGGCGUGGCAUCUCGCUAUCAGGGUCAGAUCCCCGGGGCUGCGUGACACAGAAGGCUCUGCUGCACCGGCCAGCGGGCGGACCUGAUAGCUGUCCGACACUUAUUUUCCCAGGUUUUCCUACCCCCUGGAGGGGAAGGGGGGUGGAUGGGUUCUUGUUCUUUAGAGACAAUGCCAAUGAUGGAUCAUUUUAAGAUGUUGGUAGGGUCCUGGUGGGGCCUGUUACGGCAGUACUAACAGGGCAGCAUGCUAACAGCGGCUACAGGGCCAGGCAGACCGCGGGUACACUGACACACAGAUCCGCAUGGCUCAUCAAGCCAGGACCCAGCAGAAGCCGUGAGGUCCACACAGUUCACCCCUGCCCCCGCCCCCCCCACCCGGCUCGCUGAUGAUGACCUCCUCCGUCAUCUGCAACAUUCACAACCUCUGCGUGAUCUUUUUCAAAUUAGCGUUUUGAUCAAGGUACAUCUAGCCUACUGAUUGUUAAAUACUGUAAGCUUUAUAAAGAUUUUUUCCUAUCUAUUUUUGUAUUAAUAGUAAGGAGACUCUAGACUGCGUGUUUGGGUUUGAAGCUCUGUGAGCAGUAUGAGUUUGGACAUGGUGUGUUCACUCUUUUUUAAAUUUAUCGAUUAAUGAUUGUGUCAUUUUUACUGUAAGUGUCUCACAAAAUGUUUGCUCCCCUUCAUGCUCUGCUUUUUCCCAACUAAAAAGUGAAAAAUCAUAAAUAUAUGGGGGAUGUUUUUGCUCGUGGCGAUGUCGUUUCUUGGCUCUGCAGAUGUCAGUGCUGUAAUCCUGGUACUCAGCCGCCUCCGGUCACACAGUCACCCAGCAGAAAACCAACCACGAGUCGACUUGCAAAACUGGUCGGCUUUGUGAUGGCAAAACGCACAGACUAACAUACCUUGUGAAAGCCGAGUCGGAUACUUGGGGGUCUGAGGCCCGUCAACCUGCCAUUCCUACCUAACAAAACAGGGCUGUUUCUAGAGAAACUACAUUUCCCAUCAUGCAUAUCAAAAUAGACCCCAUCCCUGAUGGGUCAACUACUUAUUUCUCUGUAAAUUCAUAGAAACGUAAGAGUGACGGUUUUCUGCCCAGGCCUGGGUAUCAGAGCAUAGCAGGGCAAAGUGAAAUAUACCAAGAACUCAAGAUUGCACAGUCAAUAAAGCUAGGAACUCAUUAAAUCGACCUGCAAUUAAGGUAUUCAUUUUUUACAUUUUUUUUUUUAAAACCUAGCUAGUUUCUUACAGUUUCUCCCAUGCAUGAAUGCUCAAAAAAUGCACAUUAAAUAUUAAUUUUGCAAGGCAUAAAGAUACGAGGUUGACAAAGCUCUUGGGGAUUUCGCUCUCUGCCAUGACACGCUACGUUACGGAUUUUUAUCGCCCUGUCCUCUCCCGCCUGAAUGUUUAUGACAGAGCAGCAGGCCCAGAGUCUGUCUGCCUGGAUCGAACCCAGGGCUCCAAAAACACUGAAUGAAAAGUUUCAGGCACUAAAUGAGAAGGACGCCUUUGACUGAAGGCUCACUGUGUGGCAGCUCCCUCGCUCUCUACCUUCCCAUGGCGCUGUUCCCAAUUUAGUCCACGGAAAGCAUAAUUAUCCGGAAAGUCUGUCAGCUGUGAGAUGUAAGACGGCGAAGUUUGGGAGACAGAUCCGAAAAAGGGCAUGAAAUCAGACCGAGCUGCUGCAUUAAUGCAAAAUUCGACCAAAGAGGCGUUACGAUGUCGAAAGCAGCCAGUCUAUCAAAAGGUCAAAGGUCAAGCAUGUCACAUGACACGAGCAUCACAUGAGAAACAUCUGGUAGGAGCCCUCAUUGUGAGCACACGAGAUAAGGCCUUUGUGCUGUGUGCAUAUUGUCAUUCAGCACUAGAACCCUCACAGACUUUUAAUAAGACUUUCACAAGGUAUGUUUAUUCCCAUGGUUUAGAGUCAGUAACAUUCUGUAUACUUGUUAUACACUCUACUGAUUUAUUUUACCUCUUUAUUCACUGAUUGUUAAAAUCAAUACUCUUUUUGUCUACCACGACCACCGAUUCUGUCAGUGACUUACUGAAAUCUUCUUGUUUUUUUUAGCUGAGAGCUUUACUCUCCAGACAAUGUUAUGGCACUCUGUGUAAACAUACUUCUUUGGAUGUGAAUUAAUUUGUAACAAAUCAUCUUUCACGAUGGUUUCUGGAAAAAAAAAAAAAGAAAAGAAAAAAAGAAGAUUUGUAUGUGACGUUGUUGUUUUAAAAAACGCUUCUGCUCUGGG